Messenger RNA from Ochlerotatus camptorhynchus, 1506 nucleotides. Its product is annotated as venom serine carboxypeptidase. Lineage: Eukaryota; Metazoa; Arthropoda; Insecta; Diptera; Culicidae. Gene Ontology annotation, biological process: proteolysis. Gene Ontology annotation, molecular function: serine-type carboxypeptidase activity. The transcript has a single exon. The coding region runs from base 14 to 1462 and encodes 482 amino acids. The record is from RefSeq and is a predicted model, not a curated record.
CAGCAACACCAAAAUGCAAGCGCAUUUAUGCGGGCUGUUUGCAGCGAUCGUACUGCUGAUCGGAACUGCCAGUGCUCGCUUAUUCGUCAACCCGUAUCCCCAGUACCAGCAUCUGCAAAAGUAUCGUACCGCGUCCCUCAGCAGCACCGAAGACGUUGGAGAUGCCCUAUAUCUGACGCCCUUCAUCAAUAAUGGCUCUAUCGAAGCCGGACGCAAUUCGGCGAAAGUAGACAGCACUGCCAUCCCAGCGAACAUCGAAAGCUACUCGGGUUAUCUGACCGUAGACGAGAAGCUCAACUCAAAUCUCUUCUUCUGGUACUUUGCGGCUCAAAACGAUGCCCAAAAGGACGCACCGGUAGUCAUCUGGCUGCAGGGAGGUCCCGGUGCGUCGUCGAUGUAUGGACUUUUCACCGAAAAUGGCCCAUUCUCCGUCGAUUCGAAACUGAAUCUGCAUCCAAGGAAGUACUCAUGGCAUCUGAAUCAUCAUCUGAUCUACUUCGAUAACCCGGUUGGUACGGGGUUCAGCUUUACCGAUCAUGACGAAGGCUACAGCACCAAUGAGACCCAUGUGGGAAACAACCUCCACAACGCACUGGUGCAGUUCUUCCAGCUAUUCCCAGAACUUCAGAAUCGUAAGUUCUUCGUAACCGGUGAAUCGUACGGCGGAAAGUAUGUUCCAGCUGUGUCGCAUGCCAUUCACCGCCAUAACGACAACGCCAAGGUCAAGAUUAACCUUAAAGGGCUGGCCAUCGGCAAUGGAUUGUGUGAUCCAUUCCAUCAGCUUGUCUACGGUGACUACCUUUACCAGCUGGGAUUAAUCGAUUCUAAUGCUCGCGAUGAAUUCCACGAGUAUGAAAAGAAAGGCCGAGACUGUAUAACCAAAGGGGACAUGAACUGCGCGUUUGAUGCGUUCGAUGCCCUGAUCAACGGAGACAUGUAUCAUAGUGGAUCACUCUUCAAGAAUGUAUCCGGUUUCGAGACAUACUUCAACUAUCUGCAAACAAAACCGGAUCCAAAGGAUGACUACAUGGUCAAGUUUCUAGAGCUGCCGGAAACGCGAAAGGCGAUCCAUGUCGGAAAUAACACCUUCCACGAACUGGAUACGGAAAACAAAGUCGAGGAACAUCUGAAGCUGGACGUGAUGAACUCGGUGGUUCCGUAUUUGGAAGAACUGUUGAAUACCUACCGCGUGGUCAUCUAUAACGGUCAGUUGGAUAUCAUUGUGGCCUACCCGUUGACUAUGAACUAUGUGCAGAAGUUGAACUUCCCGGAGCGGGAGCAGUACAAGAAAGCGCCACGCUACAUAUGGAAGGUGGACGGUGAGAUUGCGGGGUACGCCAAGGAAGCCGGCCAUUUGGUGGAGGUGCUGGUGCGCAACGCCGGCCAUAUGGUGCCGAAGGAUCAACCCAAGUGGGCGCUGGAUUUGCUAAUGAGACUCACCCAUGGCAAGAGUUAUGCUUGAAACUGUCAGGAUUAGUUGGAUGUACGUAGUGUUUAAAAAAUGUG